Messenger RNA from Hyla sarda, 1163 nucleotides. RefSeq names its product microfibril-associated glycoprotein 4-like. The record is from RefSeq and is a predicted model, not a curated record. The transcript is spliced from 6 exons. Gene Ontology annotation, biological process: elastic fiber assembly. NCBI's taxonomy places the organism in Eukaryota, Metazoa, Chordata, Amphibia, Anura, Hylidae. Bases 97 to 867 code for a protein of 256 amino acids.
CUGUUUUGGCUGAAGGAUGAGCGAGGGAGGAGGCGGGACGCUGUUUUGGCUGAAGGAUGAGCGAGGGAGGAGGCGGGACGCUGUUUUGGCUGAAGGAUGAGCGAGAUAUUCAUCUUACUCACGUUGUGUCACAUUCGACAAGUCACCGGCGGCUGGAACAACACUCAACCAGCUCCACAGCACAAGUCUGAGGUGAAAGGGAUUCCCAUUGACUGCCAGGAUGUUUGGGACAAAAGUCGACCCUCAAGUGGUGUCUACAUUAUAUAUCCACAAGGAGAACAGCGCCCCCUGCCGGUGUACUGUGACAUGACGACGGACGGGGUGGUCUGGACGGUGUUUCAGAAGCGGAUGGACGGCUCGAUGCGGUUCGACCAGUCCUGGCAGAAUUACGUGAACGGCUUUGGGAACGCAGAUGGAGAGUACUGGCUCGGUCUGAAGAACAUUUACCGCCUGACAAUGUUUGGAGACUACGAGCUGCGGGUGGAGCUGGAAGAUCUGGAGGGGACCCGGGUCUCAGCCCAAUACAUGAACUUCAGUCUGUCCCACCACGCCCUGAACCCUGAAAGUGAUGGAUACCGGCUGCACAUUGGGGUGUUCACCGAUGGAGGGGCAGGGGACGCCCUGAGACUCCACUCUGGACACAUGUUUUCCACCUACAAUAAGGACCAGGAUGGACACACUCAGAACUGUGCAGAGUACUGGGGGGGAGGGUUCUGGUACCACCCCAGGGGCUGCGCUGGGGCCGGCCUUAAUGCCCGCUACAACACAACCCAACCCAUCCAGCCUGCGUUCUCCUGGACCACUUGGGUGGAUUUUCCACAGACCCUCCGCAGGAGUCAGAUGAAAAUGAGGAGGAUUCCAGGAUGAUGGACUCGAGCGACUGAAGCCUUGCUGUUGUAUGUGGAUGGGAUAAAUAUAGUGUAAUCCUGACAAGUCCAGACAGAUACAAUAUAUAUGCAAUAAAAAUAUUUGUAAGCAAAUAACUUUAUUAGCAAUCGGUCAUCAAACAUAUACACAAAGGCGUUGAGGUGACAAAGAGCAGACUAAGAAGCAGAACACAAUAAAUGAAUACAAUCGCCAUAUACAAUGUGUACUAUAUACUGCACAGGUCUCCUUACAUCAUACCACGUGCUUCAUUAACAUUCCUGUAUACAUCAUACCAC